Suhomyces tanzawaensis NRRL Y-17324 is the source of this 1413-nucleotide messenger RNA. RefSeq names its product Tna1p (gene TNA1). Gene Ontology annotation, biological process: transmembrane transport. Gene Ontology annotation, cellular component: plasma membrane. NCBI's taxonomy places the organism in Eukaryota, Fungi, Ascomycota, Pichiomycetes, Serinales, Debaryomycetaceae. The transcript has a single exon. Gene Ontology annotation, molecular function: transmembrane transporter activity. The record is from RefSeq and is a predicted model, not a curated record. The coding region runs from base 1 to 1413 and encodes 470 amino acids.
AUGGAACAGUUAUCAAAGGAGCUCGGUGUGGAUGACAAGAAGCUCAUGUGGAAGAUCGACGCUUGCGUUAUUCCUCCGUUCUGCUUGCUCUACUUCCUUUCGUUCUUGGACAGAGUCAACAUCUCCAACGCCAACGUCUACGGGUUGUCCGAGGACCUCGGCUUGACCGGUAACCAAUACAACAUCGCAUUGACAGUUUUCUUUGUGCCCUACGUUUUUUUCGAAGUUAUUUCCAAUUACAUCAUCAAGUUUGUUAAGCCUCACGUCUGGUUGUCUGCAUGUAUCCUUUCAUUCGGAGCCAUUUCUAUCGGAAUGGGUUUUGUCAAGAACUUUGGCGGAUUGGUGGUGUGUAGGUUCUUGAUCGGGUUCACCGAGAGUGGAACCUUCCCUUCCAUUUUCUACUUAUUAGGAUGUUUCUACACCAAGGCUGAAUCGCAAAGAAGAUUCUCAGCCUUUUUUUCCGUUACCGCAUUAGCAGGUGCAGCCUCUGGUGCGAUUGCCUAUAAGAUCCACGAGCUUGACGGAAAACACGGCUUGGCCGCAUGGCAAUGGAUCUUCAUCAUUGAAGGAGCGGUGACUUGUGGUUGUGCCGGACUUCUUUUCAUGACCAUCGCUGAUUUCCCUGAAGAGUGCCGUUUUUUGAAGGCCAACGAGCGUGAAUUUUUGAAGAGAAAAUUGGAAAUUUACAGUGGAGCCGCUUCUGCUUACGAAAUCACCAACACCGUCAAGGAUGUUCUCAACUGCUUCAAGGACCUCUUGGUGUGGCUUCCAGCUUUGGCAUACUUGGGAAUGAUUGUUCCCGCAUACGGUUACGCAUAUUUCGCAGCAACCAUUAUCAGAGACAUGGGCUACACUGCAGCCUCCGCAAACCAGCACUCUGUCUACCCUUGGUUGGCCGCAUUCUUCAUGAUGAACAUUGUUGCCUUCUUGUCCGAUAGAUUCCGCAAAAGAUUGCCAUUUUUCCUUGCAAGUGCCGUCAUUGGUAUUGCGGGGUUGGCAAUGAUUUUGGGUGCAAAGGACAGUCCUAAUGUGAGAUACGGAGGGUGUUUCCUUACUGCCGCCGGAUUGUACACUGCCAUGCCACUUAUGGUUUGUUGGGCUGCCUUGAACAUGGGUAGUCACAUCAGGAAGAGUGUGGGUACCGCAUGGCAAGUUGGUUUCGGUAAUAUUGGUGGUAUCAUUGCCACCUUCAUUUUCUUAAAAAAAGAUGCUCCUGGCUACGUGCCCGGUUUGAGUGUUGCUAUUGCAGGCACUUGUUUUGCUAUUUUGUGUGGGCUUGCCUACUUCUUCACCGUGUAUAGACUCAACAGAGUCAAGCAGACCGACAGCUACAAGCAGAAAUUCUAUGCCAUGGAUGAAAGAGCACAGGUGAUUGCUGGUGACUUGAACCCCAAUUUCACCUACAGUUACUGA